AUGAUCAUACCGAAAGAGCUUAAUCAGGUGCAGUGCCGAAGCUGUCUUCAGGUCUUCUGCUGCGCCAAGUGCCGACAGAAGCACGAAGAUAAGUACCAUCAGGAAGACGCCAUGUUGCGCAAAAUUUGCUACAUCUGCAACGAUAGACCGUUUCCAUUCCGACGGGACACUAAAAUCACUCCGAACAAUUUACUCAUCGUGCACAUAUUAAAGGAACAUCUGCCACUGCAAUGCAAUCGAUGCAGAACAUCUUUUUACUCGGUAAAAGAUUUUCAAAAUGCAAACAAAUGUUUCAUGUUCUGUGACAAUUCCGAAAAAGAAGGUGAGUGUCAUCUGGAACAGAGUCGUUCGGUCGCUUCCGUGCCAUUGCCAACGAUUGACGAUGAAAAUAAAGAAAACAGCCCCAUCGAGCUCCCAUCGGCUGAUCGUGUGGAUGCUGAGGCAAUUCGUGCCCGUAGAAAAAGUAGUCUUAUAACGGGCGAUAUGCAACCGUUUGCCGAGGCGGAAAAUAAGAUUGACGAAGUGGACGAAGCGUUGCUGACACCGUUGACGAAGAUAAAUUUGCGCUGGAAGCGGAAAAGUCGACAAAGCUUCGAAAGCAUGCUGUCCAUGUCGGACAACACGUCGGAGGUGAACGGAUCCGGGAUGCUUCGGAUCGAUGGUGUUGGGGCCGGACCGCGGAAGUUGGUCCGUACCACCUCCACGCCGAUGUACCAGUGGCAGCUGAUGCCACCUGGACUGAAGCAACCGAACGAAUCGUACUCGGCCACGAUGGGUCAGAUGUCGAGCAUCCACUGCAGCAGUAGUGGUAGUGAAACGGACAGUCGCACGGAAGAUCUUGGCGGUUCGCCCCAGAUGGUACCGAACGAGCUGGAAAAGGUGCGGGCAAUUAUUCGCAAUCGCUCGAAAGCGGUCGCCACACCAUUGCGUCAGGUGAUGUCCAAGAGUAUACAGCGCGCCAUCGCACAGCAUACCGGGGUGGGAAGCGUGUACUCGAAGAUGCUGCAACCCGGCACACAGCGUAAGAUGAGCUUCAACUCAACGAUGAGCAGCGGGAUGAACAGUAUGCUUGUGUCGCCAGCAAAAGAUCCACUGGAUCUACGUACCACACCGACCCUGAAGCGUACCGGAAAUCGUACGUCGGUACGAUCGUUUCAAGCCGAACGGAUGGUACGAUCGGGUGAUCCGGGUCGGGAAACGGUUCAGUUGGUGGUAAUGGGUGAACCGGUUGGGACAAAUUCCCUUCCAAAAAAUCCCAACUCAACGGAAGGAUCAGAAUACUACGAAACGAAUGGAUUUGCUGAGCGAGAGAAGCAAGUCAGCGCGCUGGAAGUUCACACCGCCGACAGCUAUCCGGUAACACCGAAAGCGAGCACCGGAACGGCACUGAAGAAAGUGAGUUCAUUCCAAGCACUGCAUGACAUGCAAAAGAAGGAAGAAUCCGGUGCACAAAACGAUACAACCGAGGACAUAUGGGGCACACCUUGUGGAGCUUCCCCGCCGGCCCGCAGCUACAGCUGUUCGGCCGUUGGGCUAGGAGACACGUUUAAAGCAUACGACGCAUCGGUAGAGGAGACAGAGAAUGAAUCCGGCUCGGAUGAUGUGUUUUAUCCGGUACCGGUAAAGGGACGUCCCAACAUACGAGAAGGGAAGGGCUUUCACGAGGGUAAAGAAAAAUCCGACAGAUCAACUGGAAUCACCGGCGGUAGUAAACUGUGGUCGAUCGUUUCGAACGUAAUCCGGCUAGCUUCACGCAGUGACAUCCAGGAAGAACAUGCUACGGUUGAACCGAGAGCGAGUGGUGGUUCCAAUACGCACGGUGGUGGAUUAAUACAGCGUGCUGCCUCAUUUGCGGAUUAUCUGAAGAAUCGGUACACCCGUUCGGAUGGGGGAAUCGGGCGUACUUCGUCCUCCGGUUCGGAGGAGUAUCGUAUUUCGCACGGGAAAAAGCGUCGCCGUGUAGCGUCAACUUACUCGUGUUCGAAUGUUCCGACAAUGAUUGCAACAUCAGCAGUGCCGGGCACGACAAAGAUACUGCACAGUCCGGUUGCGAAACGGAAGCGCAUCCAGAGCAGGCAACCAAUUCAACGGUUGCGCCACACGAGCAGUGAAAGCGCUAGUAGUGGAAAUGGUGCGAGCGGACGAUAUGAAUAG
Messenger RNA from Anopheles maculipalpis, 2154 nucleotides. RefSeq names its product mitosis initiation protein fs(1)Ya (gene fs(1)Ya). The coding region runs from base 1 to 2154 and encodes 717 amino acids. NCBI's taxonomy places the organism in Eukaryota, Metazoa, Arthropoda, Insecta, Diptera, Culicidae. The record is from RefSeq and is a predicted model, not a curated record. The transcript has 3 exons.